UCGACCCGAGGUCAGUCAUGGGCAAGGCCAAGAAAUCGAAGUCCGGCGGCAAGGCGAAGAAGGGCAAGCCCGGAGCCAAGGGAAAGAAAGGAAGCAAGGGAUCCUCCUCGGCAACGAAAGCAGCCUCGGCGAAGCCCAGCGAGGAGCCGUCGCCGAGCCAGCAGACGGGCAAGGGCUCCGAACAGACGAGCACCUCGCAGAGCGCGACGCCCAGCCAGACCGAGACAAGCGCCACGUCCUUCAAGCCUCUGAAUCGGCCGCCCUUGGAGCCGCUGGUCUUGCCCGCCGACCUGGAUUUGUCCCUGCCGCGGCGUCCGUCGACCAUCUACGUGUGGGACUGUGGCAACGUCUGGUUCUUCCCCGUCGGAGUCGUCGCCCUGGCGGUCGUGGUACUCGGCAUGAUCCUCAUGUCGUACAACAUUCAGAGCGAAUACGCUCAAACCCCGAACGACACCACCGCCGCCGCGCACAACGCGACAAGCGUCGCCGUAGCCGAGUCCACCGAAACCAACGCCGUACAAGUCACACGGCGGUGGUUUAACGCCACCAGGCGCAAGCACUGGGGGAUGUCGCGCGAGCCGACCGACGCUGAGUCGACCGCUUCGGACGCCGUACAAGUCACACGGCGGUGGUUUAAUGCCACCAGGCGCAAGCACUCGGGGAUGUCGCGCGAGCCGACCGACGCUGAGUCGACCGCUUCGGACGCCGUACAAGUCACACGGCGGUGGUUUAACGCCACCAGGCGCAAGCACUCGGGGAUGUCGCUCGAGCCGACCGACGCCGUGUCGACCGCUUCGGACGCCGUACAAGUCACACGGAGGUGGUUUAACGCCACCAGGCGCAAGCACUGGGGGAUGUCGCGCGAGCCGACCGACGAGGCAUCGACCGCUUCGAACGACGAGUGGACAGCGGCGAGCGCCGGUGCCGAGUCGACGACGUCCGCUGAAGGUGUCGGCGACGGGUCGGCCACACUGGCUGUCCAGGUCGCGGGCGAAAAAGACAACGCAAACGUGAUCGCCAGUUCAGAGGCCAGCACACCGGCUCGGGCUUGGCUGCAUGCCCCAGUCGACAGCUCGCAAGGCGCGAUCCACGCGACGAACUCCUUGCCAGUGGCAUCGAAGGAGGCCCACAGCGAAGAGCGGCCGCAGAAGGCUUCCGCUGCAUUGGGUAACGAUCCCUAGAGGGGAGACUGCGGGGGGAGCCUUUGGGUUGGGCUCAAUGUGCCGGCUCGUUGAAAGAACGCAGGUUGCCUCCAUCGUUUCGCAACGCUAAUAAAGUGAAUGCGAGAAAAUGUCGUUUAUCUCCCUGACCAUAGUCUUGCACCUAAUCUGCAAUAAAGAUUGGGAGUUAU
Molecule: messenger RNA, 1351 nt
Organism: Dermacentor andersoni
Lineage: Eukaryota; Metazoa; Arthropoda; Arachnida; Ixodida; Ixodidae
Source: RefSeq, a predicted model, not a curated record